CCUCACAAAACCCACCGUCCCAAACUAGAAGUAAACUUCUCGAAAUCAAUAUUAAAACAGUUUGGUCCUCACCGCAAGUUGCUAAUUCAUGAUCAGUGAUGAGCAGUAGGAAAGGUUUCUGCUUCUCCCGCUUAAAGUUGCUGCUCCUGAUUGUUACAGUUGCAGCAGCUGCUGAUCAUAACAGAACAUGUACGCCCUCCGCAUGCGGCAAAGUCACCACCAUAACACAUCCUUUCCGGCUGAGGGGCGACCCUGCAAGCUGUGGCGACCGGAGGUACGAGUUGUCUUGCGAGAAUAACAUCACCCUCUUAUAUCUUUUUCCCGGUAAAACCUACCAUGUUCAGGCAAUAAACUACAACAACUUCACGAUCCGGCUUCUAGAUCCAGCCAUCUCAGAGAAUGACUGUUCUACCCUUCCUCGCUAUUCUUUAUCCCUAACCAAUUUCAGUACCUUUGGGGAUGACUAUUAUUACAAAACAGUCGCCGAAGUCGGCACCGGAAAAUACGAAUUCCUUCAAGAACGAGUCUCCUUAAAUGGCUCCACACCGGAGGAGAACGCAGUGAGAAUGUUCGAGCACGUGGUGUUCUUGAACUGCAGCAAUCCGGUGAGGGACGAUCCACGAUACGUGAACACUGCUCCUUGCAUUAAAGAAGGCGGUAAUAAUGUUUAUGCUGUGCUUGGAGACUUGGCGGUGGUUGAAUUAAGAGAUGAUUGCCGUGUGAAGCUGAUUGCAGCCUCAUCGUUUCUUGUUCCACCGAGAUUAUAUUAUGAUGAUUCAGUGUUCAUCGAGCAGAACUUGGCAUACUCUGAAAUCCAUAAGAAACUCAGUUACGGAUUUGAACUUUCGUGGAUGUAUGGGUUUGCUUGUGAAGAUAAAUGCGGGAUGAAGAAUUUUUGCGUAUUCAACGAAAUCACUCAGAACAUCACCUGUGGGGAUCCGGAUAAUCCCGUCUGUGAUUACACUUCACUGCUGAACUACAAAUGUGGAAACGUGUCAAAGCUACAAAUAAUUGCACAAGAUUUUGCAUACGGAAUUUUGAAAGGACUUCGCAAAGUGUGGCACACGGAUAGUGGUGAACACUUCUCUAAAAGAGAUGUAAUACCUGUUGUUAAGGUUGGAUUAUUCAUGGGAUUGUUUCUGAUCUCAUACAUAAUCCUCAAAUACUCAAUAGGUGUCAUGUUUUUCUUUGCAUUGUUGAUCUACACGUUUCGAAGAAGGCAUAUAUCAAUCUAUGAAAAUAUUGAGGAUUUUCUACAAGGAAAUACUCUCAUGCCAAUAAGAUAUUCAUAUAAAGAGAUAAAGAAGAUGACCAGAGGUUUUAAGGAGAAGUUGGGAGAAGGAGGAUUUGGUGCAGUGUACAAAGGAAAACUACAAAGUGGGCCUUUUGUAGCCAUAAAAAUGUUGGGUAAAGCCAAAGCUAAUGGCCAAGAAUUUAUCAGUGAAGUUGCUACCAUUGGUAGAAUACACCAUGCAAAUGUAGUAAGGUUGAUUGGGUUUUGUGUGGAAGGUUCAAAACGCGCUCUUAUAUAUGAAUUCAUGCCAAAUGGUUCUUUAGAUAAAUAUAUAUUUUCUAAAGAAACAAAUGUAUCUCUAACUUCGGAGAAGAUGUUUGAGAUAUCCCUUGGUGUGGCACGCGGUAUGGCUUAUCUACAUGAAGGUUGUGACAUGCAAAUUUUACAUUUUGAUAUCAAGCCUCACAACAUUCUUCUUGACGAGAACUUCAUUCCUAAGGUCUCAGACUUUGGUCUUGCAAAACUAUAUCCUCUUGAUAAUAGUAUUGUGACUUUGACUGCGGCAAGAGGAACCAUUGGUUACAUGGCCCCAGAAUUGUUCUAUCAAAAUAUUGGAGCAGUAUCUUACAAGGCUGAUGUGUAUAGUUUUGGAAUGCUUUUGAUGGAAACAGCAAGUCAAAGAAGAAAUUUAAAUCCUCAUGCAGAGCAUUCAAGUCAACUUUAUUUUCCAUUUUGGAUAUAUGAUCAGUUGGCUGCUGAGGAAACUGAUGAGAUUGAGAUGGAAACUUUUAUGCAUGAAGAAAGGAGUGAGUUAGCAAAAAAGAUGUUUAUAAUUGCAUUGUGGUGCAUACAACUGAAGCCAAGUGAUCGUCCCUCAAUGAAUAAAGUAGUGGAAAUGUUAGAAGGAGAUGUUGCAAGUAUUGAAAUGCCUCCAAAACCUUCAUAUUGUCCAAAUGAUGUGAUUCAAAGAGAUUCCCAAGUUGACUCAUCAGGAGUAGAUGCUUCAAAUAAUUCUUAUGUGUCUUCAAGUUUUGAGGAGGAAAGUACAUCAAAUCCCUUGUUAAAGUUUUCUGCUUGAUGACCAACAUGGUUUACUUCUUUACAAUCUUGUUUCUUAGUUAUUAAGUAAAAGGACGAGUAAAGACAGUAAAUUUUUUAAUGAA
Arachis duranensis is the source of this 2397-nucleotide messenger RNA. RefSeq names its product LEAF RUST 10 DISEASE-RESISTANCE LOCUS RECEPTOR-LIKE PROTEIN KINASE-like 2.1. NCBI's taxonomy places the organism in Eukaryota, Viridiplantae, Streptophyta, Magnoliopsida, Fabales, Fabaceae. The transcript has 4 exons. The record is from RefSeq and is a predicted model, not a curated record. Gene Ontology annotation, molecular function: polysaccharide binding; protein kinase activity; ATP binding. Bases 99 to 2312 code for a protein of 737 amino acids. Gene Ontology annotation, biological process: protein phosphorylation.